This is a messenger RNA of Bursaphelenchus xylophilus (pine wood nematode), 381 nucleotides long. Lineage: Eukaryota; Metazoa; Nematoda; Chromadorea; Rhabditida; Aphelenchoididae. The record is from the annotation of a GenBank genome assembly.
AUGCCUCGGACUAACCAUAAGAUCCGUCAACUGAUAAUCGAGAAUCUACCUGUGGAGAAGGGCUUGGUAAAGAUAUUGCAAUAUGUGAUUCAACAUCAUCGCGAAGCCGCGGAUGGAAUCGUCAGACUAAAACCUCACUUUUCCGUGUAUCGGUAUGUUUUUUUUUAUCAACAUUAAUCUCUCUUUUUCAGGGACAUUCUGUUUGUCGCUCUUGACCAAUUUGGUCGUAGCGUAAAUCGAGAACAAUUCGACCGUGAGUUCCAAAUCCAAGUCGAACGUCUGCCAGCCCGGGUCAUCCAGCUCUUGCAGAAGGGAGAUAUCCUUCCUCAGUUGAUGGUAAUCGCAUGCAGACGUUUGUUCCUGCCAUUGGAUAUGAAUUGA